Molecule: messenger RNA, 250 nt
Organism: Ahaetulla prasina
Lineage: Eukaryota; Metazoa; Chordata; Lepidosauria; Squamata; Colubridae
Product: ubiquitin-like
Exons: 1
Coding region: 14-250 (78 amino acids)
Biological process (GO): modification-dependent protein catabolic process; protein ubiquitination
Cellular component (GO): cytoplasm; nucleus
Molecular function (GO): ubiquitin protein ligase binding; protein tag activity
Source: RefSeq, a predicted model, not a curated record
GUCAGCUGCCACAAUGCAGAUUUUUGUGAAAACCUUCACCGGCAAAACCAUCACCCUUGAGGUGGAGCCGAGUGACACAACUGAAAAUGCCAAGGCAAAAAUUCAGGACAAGGAAGGCAUUCCUCCUGAUCAGCAGCUUCUGAUCUUUGCGGGAAAACAGCUGGAAGUUGGACGCACACUCUCAGACUACAAUAUCCAGAAAGAGUCCACCCUUCACUUGGUGCUGCAUCUCCAUGGAGGAAUCAUUUAG